AUGGGCCUGUCCGCAGCGUUCAACGUGCAGCUGCACGUGCCCGCGCUGCGGCCGGAGGAGGUGGCGCGCGUGCUGCGGCAGCAGGAGUGCUUUGAGCUGCGUGACAUUCCAGAGGCCGUUGACGCCCUGGGCACGUACUGCGGCAAGGAGGUGCCCAUCAAGAAGCUUCUGCUGUGGCUGGAGAUGGCGCGCCAGGAGCUGCCAGACCCCACGGCCAAGAUACCUCUGGCGGCCUGGCAGACCGUGCUGCAGGACCUCUCGUCUUGA
Molecule: messenger RNA, 267 nt
Organism: Monoraphidium neglectum
Lineage: Eukaryota; Viridiplantae; Chlorophyta; Chlorophyceae; Sphaeropleales; Selenastraceae
Product: vesicle-fusing ATPase
Exons: 2
Coding region: 1-267 (88 amino acids)
Source: RefSeq, a predicted model, not a curated record